ACGAUAUUUUCUAAUCUAAUAAUAUGGAGAAUCUUUCGAGUGAGUCGGAUAGCGAAGAUUCGUUCAAUGUUGCUUGCAAAAAUUGGGAUCGAAUUACAGAUGCCGCGAAAAAGACUGGUUAUAGGAAAGGAAUAGAAGAUGGGACAGAUUCUGUUUUCCAAGAAGGCUUUGACAAGGGGUACAAAGAAGGCUUCCAAACAGCAUUCCUUUUGGGAAAGUUCAAAAGUUUAUUGAAUGUAGUACCACCGAACGUAGAGCGUCCGCAGAACAUAAAAGAAAUUCUUGAUAAAACUAGAAGAGGUGCGUGUUAUUUAUGUAUGACUGCAUCCCACGAAGAAGAAAAAUCAUUUUCCCAGAUUGAUAACGAGCAACAACUACAUUCGAUACGAAUUCUUCAGACGUUGCACGAAUAUUUUCAACCCUAUGCAAAGCCAUUAAAUUUCAACGACUUGAAUGAAUUUCAGAUACAAAGCCAGAUUCCGAAAAUUACAAAGUCAGAAUCAGAUGAUUAAUUUUAUUAAUUGUAGUAUAGUUUUUUAUAAUUUUUAUUAGCUUGUACAAUAUUUUUACGUUUCA
Messenger RNA from Ceratina calcarata, 576 nucleotides. Its product is annotated as putative tRNA 2'-phosphotransferase. The coding region runs from base 24 to 512 and encodes 162 amino acids. The transcript has 2 exons. The record is from RefSeq and is a predicted model, not a curated record. NCBI's taxonomy places the organism in Eukaryota, Metazoa, Arthropoda, Insecta, Hymenoptera, Apidae.